Triticum urartu is the source of this 862-nucleotide messenger RNA. RefSeq names its product calmodulin-like protein 30. Gene Ontology annotation, molecular function: calcium ion binding. The record is from RefSeq and is a predicted model, not a curated record. Lineage: Eukaryota; Viridiplantae; Streptophyta; Magnoliopsida; Poales; Poaceae.
AACUUCUGCAACUUUCUGCAGCUAUCAGGCAUUUGUAUUCCGGCCACCUUAGCUCUGUUUAGCACACAACAGUACCUAUAAACCUUCAUCAAGGGCACGCAGAAGCUGCCUGGACAGACCAGUUAUAGCCUUCUCCAUCAUUUGUCGGGAGCUGCAGCAAAUCAUCUGCAACAUGUCGCACCUGAGCAUCCUGACCUUCAAAUACAAUCUAGCGAAGCUCCGGUUCAAGCCCUCCCGGCCGGCCGGACGGCUGCUGUCCGCCAGGGACCGGCAGCAGUCGGACCUGAUGAUGUACAAGCCUGACGAGGAGGAGAUGGCCAAGGUGUUCGACAAGAUCGCCGGCGAGCCUGGCCGGAUCUCGAGGAGCGACCUCCAGGUGCUCUUGCAGAGGUUCGAGAAGGCGGACGCCGCGGGCGAGGCGCGGCGCAUGGUCUGCGCCGCCGACAGCAACAAGGACGGGUACAUGGACCUGGAGGAGUUCAUGGAGGUGCACAGGAACGGCGUCCAGCUGGGCGACAUACGCCGGGCCUUCUUCGUGUUCGACAGGGACAGGGACGGCAAGAUCACCGCGGAGGAGGUGAUGGACGUCCUGCGCAGGCUCGGGGACAGCUGCAGCCUUGAGGACUGCCGGAGGAUGGUGAAGGAGAUCGACAGGAACCAUGACGGGUUCGUGGACAUGGAUGACUUCAUGGCCAUGAUGACUCGCCCGAGGAAGAGGAUGUAAACAUUUGUGGGUCAAGCAAAAGCCUACGUCUGGUGCCAACGCUGGUUUAGCUCGUCUCCAUUGCGUGUAACAUAAACUGAAACAUGUAAACACCAGGAAGAAUAAAUAAAGUAAACGCCCCUAUGCUUCUAAGCUUAA